Molecule: messenger RNA, 958 nt
Organism: Molossus molossus (Pallas's mastiff bat)
Lineage: Eukaryota; Metazoa; Chordata; Mammalia; Chiroptera; Molossidae
Gene: UBE2S
Product: ubiquitin conjugating enzyme E2 S
Exons: 4
Coding region: 155-826 (223 amino acids)
Source: RefSeq, a predicted model, not a curated record
UGCGCGGCGGUCGUUCGAGGCGGCUGGGAGCAGAGCGGAGCCGCCGGGGCCUCGCCAGGGCCGCAGCGGCAGCAGUUGGGCCCCCCGCCCCGGCCGGCGGCCCAGAGAACGCAGGAAGGGGGCCGGGGGGACCCGCCCCCGGCCGGCCGCAGUCAUGAACUCCAACGUGGAGAACCUGCCCCCCCACAUCAUCCGCCUGGUGUACAAGGAGGUGACAACGCUGACCACAGACCCCCCUGAUGGCAUAAAGGUCUUUCCCAAUGAAGAAGACCUCACUGACCUGCAGGUCACCAUCGAGGGCCCUGAGGGGACCCCUUAUGCUGGAGGCCUGUUCCGCAUGAAACUCCUGCUGGGGAAGGACUUUCCUGCCUCCCCGCCCAAGGGCUACUUCCUGACCAAGAUCUUCCAUCCGAAUGUGGGCGCCAACGGUGAGAUCUGCGUCAACGUGCUCAAGAGGGACUGGACGGCUGAGCUGGGCAUCCGGCAUGUGCUGCUGACCAUCAAGUGCCUGCUGAUCCACCCCAACCCCGAGUCUGCCCUCAACGAGGAGGCCGGCCGCCUGCUCUUGGAGAACUACGAGGAAUACGCGGCCCGCGCCCGCCUGCUCACGGAGAUCCAUGGGGGUGCUGGUGGGCCCAGCGGUGGGAGGCCUGAGGCCAGCCGGUCCCUGGCCAGUGCAGCCUCGGCCUCCUCCACUGACCCUGUGGCACCUGGGGGCCCAGGAGGGGCUGAGGGGCCUAUGGCCAAGAAGCAUGCAGGUGAGCGCAACAAGAAGCUGGCGGCCAAGAAGAAGACGGACAAGAAGCGGGCUCUGCGGCGGCUGUAGUGGGCUCUUCCCUCCCCACACCUGCCCGACCCUCAACUCUGUCUCUAAGUUAUUUAAGUUAUGGCUGGGGUGGGGGAGGGUGUGGGGCACUGGGACCUGGAUUUGUUUUUCUAAAUAAAGUUGGAAAAGCAA